CCGACUGUGUGGAAAAUAGGCCCUGUAGGGCAUAUCGAGGCCCUGUGCCUCGCAAGUGUGAAGUGUCUAUUCUGUAUCUGAUCUCAUGUUUUCGUUUUUUUUUCUUUUUUCUUUUUCCCUGAUCGUAUGCAACAACAGUACACCGAAGCCUCCUCCUCCAAAGCUGGUGCUGUAUUCACAGUUUGUGAAUGAGUUGAGGGAUCACAGAGUGAAGCGGGUUCAAUUUGUGGAGGGAUCCAAUAAACUGUUUUUCGAUCUAUUGGAGGACGAGACACCGUCAUUCCAGCGUGCUUUUAAUUUUUGGCUUCCGAAGCAACCGAUGAUGAUACACCAGCCAUCGCCAGCAACGGUUAUAAAGAAGAAAUGGCGCUUUGUGACGCGGCGAAUUUCAGGCGAUGAGACUUUUCUCCUUUCAAUGCUACGAGACACUAAGGUUCCCCAUGCUGUAGUUCCUCAGCCGCCCAGUGCGGCAUUGCGGAACGUCUUGUACACAAUCUUUGCUCUCUGGAUACCUUUGGUGCCUCUUCUCCUCUUCUUCAGAAGGGCAAUGGGAGGUAGUGAUAGUGCUAGCAAGGCCAAGAAACGAUUACAACGGGAUGUGAAGUUCAGUGACGUUGCUGGAGUGGAUGAAGCAAAGGCGGAGCUUGAAGAGGCUGUUGCUGGGGAGGCCGGCAUACCAUUCCUGGCUGCAUCAGCGAGCGAGUUUGUGGAGCUCUUUGUUGGACGAGGAGCGGCUCGAGUGAGGGAACUAUUCACAGAGGCCAGGAAAGUUGCUCCAUCGAUUGUGUUUAUAGACGAGCUUGAUGCGGUUGGAGGGAAGCGCGGAACGAGCUUCAACGAGGAACGCGACCAGACGUUGAAUCAGUUGUUGACAGAGAUGGAUGGUUUUGAAUCCGAUACUGGAGUCAUCGUCUUGGCAGCAACUAAUCGGCCUGAGUCUCUUGAUCCUGCACUUUGCCGAGCAGGAAGAAUCUCCCGGCGAGUGUAUGUUGGAGCCCCGGACCUUAAAGGUCGAGAGGAAAUUCUCGCGGUUCAUUUGCGAAAGGUAAAAGUCCAAGGUCCACCAGAAAGAAUCUGCAGAAUUGUCGCUUUGGCGACACCCAGAUGUGCCGGCGCCGACUUGGCGAAUAUCGUGAAUGAGGCAGCGCUUCUUGCAGCAAGGAAUGGGAGGGAUGCUGCAGAGAUGGAGGAUUUUCUGGAAGCAGUCGACCGGGCUCUUUAUGGUGUUGGGGGGAAAAAGGAUUGGCGCAAGGGUGUGAAGAGGCAGCUGGAUAAGUGGCUUGGGAUGGAUUCCGUGUCGAAUUUCACUGACUCGAAGGACAACAUCUCACGGCAGAAGCAGCUGCCCUGGAACAGAAAUCAAGGACCAGGAAUCAAUGUUGCAACCACACAAUAAAAUGUGGCAAUUUUUUGGCCUGUGUGUGUGUGUGUGUGUGUGUGUGUGUGUGUGUGUGUGUGUGUGUGAAAGCAUACCUGACCCUGUGUGUGUGUCUGUGAAAGCAUACCUGACCUUUUCACUGCUGUGAGUCGACAAGGCUCUUGUCAUUAAGCCUGUGGCAUUUCUGUU
Molecule: messenger RNA, 1567 nt
Organism: Chara braunii
Lineage: Eukaryota; Viridiplantae; Streptophyta; Charophyceae; Charales; Characeae
Source: the annotation of a GenBank genome assembly